Salarias fasciatus (jewelled blenny) is the source of this 3432-nucleotide messenger RNA. It is a transcript of the gene adam17a, whose product is annotated as ADAM metallopeptidase domain 17a. Gene Ontology annotation, molecular function: metalloendopeptidase activity. Lineage: Eukaryota; Metazoa; Chordata; Actinopteri; Blenniiformes; Blenniidae. Bases 85 to 2676 code for a protein of 863 amino acids. Gene Ontology annotation, biological process: Notch signaling pathway; membrane protein ectodomain proteolysis. The record is from RefSeq and is a predicted model, not a curated record. The transcript is spliced from 20 exons. Gene Ontology annotation, cellular component: plasma membrane.
GGUUGCUCCGCUAGCUGCCGCUAGCCCGAUAUUUCCCUAUUUUGAUAAUGACAGCUUCUUUGUAGGCGACAGAGCGGCUUCAUCAUGAGGAGCUUUUUCUUAAUCGCUUUUCUGGCUCCUUGCUGGGUGAGCGGCGCAAUUAAGUCACGGAUUAUUCCGGAGGAGAGUCACGAAGAAAACCCGGAGUUUGACGCCCUGAACUCCCUCCUCUCGGACUAUGAGGUGCUGCCUCUGUCCGGCCUCCAGCUGCACUCUGUGAGGAAGAGGGACGUCCACACCCAGUCCCACCUGGAGCGGCUGGUGAGCUUCAGAGCCCUGCACAGGAAUUUCAAGCUCUACUUGACCACAAACACGGAUCUUUUCACCGAGAACUUCAAAGCUGUGUUUGUGGGCGAAGACGGCAGUGAGGAGAGCGUCGACGUGCCGCUUCAGAACUACUUCACGGGACACGUCGUCGGAGAGGAGAACUCUCGCGUGCAGGCGCAUAUCGACGGAGACGAGUUUUCUGCUCACAUUCUGACCGAUGAGGACGAAUACAACAUAGAGCCGCUGUGGAGGUUCGUCGACGCCCCGACGGACGGCAGGCUGCUGGUCUAUCGCUCUGACGACAUCAGGAACCUGAGCCGCAUCGCCUCCCCAAAAGUGUGCGGAUACAUCCACGCGGAGGCGCGGGACCUGCUGCCGCCGGCGGCCCGGGACCAGUCUGCGGGGCCGGAGGAGGCGGACCCGGAGAACGGACGCCACCGCAGAGAGAAGAGACGGGCGCACGACCACAAGAAGAACACCUGCCCGCUGCUGCUGGUCGCCGACUACCGCUUCUUCAAGCACAUGGGCCGUGAGCAGGAGAGCGUCACCCUCAACUACCUGAUUGAGCUGAUUGAUCGAGUCGACGACAUGUACAGAAACACCACUUGGGACGAUGAGUUUAAAGGCUACGGGGUGCAGAUCCACCAGAUCAUCAUAAACAAGGAGCCCACCAAGCCGCCGCCCGGCCACGCCGCCGCCGGCUGGGUCCACUACAACAUGGAGAACAGCCCCGUGAGGGGCAAGGAGGUGUGGGACGUCAAGAGGCUGCUGGAGCAAUUCAGCUCGGACAUCGCCGACAACGCUUCCACCGUGUGCCUGGCUCACCUCUUCACCUACCAGGACUUCGACGAGGGGACGCUGGGCCUGGCCUACGUGGCCCCCUCCAAGCCCCAGGCCCUGGGGGGCCUCUGCCCCAGACCGUACUACCCGUCUCACUCAGUGAAGAAGCCCAGCUACCUCAACACGGGCCUGACCAGCACCAAGAACUACGGCAAGACCAUCCUCACGAAGGAGGCUGACCUGGUGACCACUCACGAGCUGGGCCAUAACUUCGGCGCGGAGCACGACCCCGACAACAUCCCGUACUGCGCCCCCAGCGACGACCAGGGGGGGAAGUUCGUCAUGUACCCCAUCGCUGUGAGCGGCGACCACGUCAACAACAAGCGCUUCUCAAACUGCAGCAAGAUCUCUGUGGGGAAGACGCUGCGUUUCAAGGCGCCGGUCUGCUUCAAGGAGCGGAACAGCAAGGUGUGUGGGAACUCCAGGGUGGAGGAGGGGGAGGACUGCGACCCGGGCCUCCUCAACCUGAACACCGACAAAUGCUGCACCGCCGACUGCAAGUUCCUCGGCAACUCGCAGUGCAGUGACAGGAACAGCCCUUGCUGCAGGAACUGCAUGUUCGAGCGGGCGGGAGUGAGGUGCCAGGAGCCCAUCAGCGCCACCUGCAAAGGCAUCUCGUCCUGCACAGGGAACAGCAGCGUCUGUCCUCCUCCCGAAAAUGCGGCCGACAACACGGUGUGCGUCGACAACGGCCGGUGCCACAGCGGAGAGUGCCACCCGUUCUGCGAGGCCGUGCAGAACCUGCAGUCCUGCGCCUGCAACGAGACGGAGGACUCCUGUAAGGUCUGCUGCCGCGGGAAAGACGGAGCCUGCUCGCCCUUCAUCCAGGCCAACGGCAACUUCCUCUUCCUCCGCAAAGGGAAGCCCUGCACCGUGGGCUUCUGCGACGAGGGCGGCAAGUGCAUGAAGCAGGUCCAGGAUGUGAUCGAGAGGCUGUGGGACUUCAUCGACAAGCUGGACAUCAACACGUUCGGAAAGUUCUUGGCCGAUAACAUCGUGGGCUCGGUGGUGGUCUUCUCUCUCAUUUUCUGGAUUCCCCUCAGCAUCCUGGUUCACUGUGUGGACAAACGGCUGGACCAGCAGUACGAGGAGAACACCAAGUCCUUCUACUUCCCCCCCAGUCAGAUGGUGGAAGUGUGUAAUAGAGCUCCCUCCAUAGGGUCAGGAAAUGCUGAGCAACCUCGAGUCGGCGUCCGUCCGCAUCGUCAAGCCUCAUCCUCCUCAUCCUCCGUCCUCCUCCGCCGGCCGGACCGCGCCCUCCUGCCACCCCCCCCAGCCCAGCCAGGCCCCGCCCCCGGCCCCCGGCCCGAGCUGCGCCCCCACCCCGGACAGCGCCGGGCUGCGGAUGGCCACCAUCCAGGAGGACCCCAGCAGCGACUCUCACCCGGGAGAGGAGCCGCCGCCGGCCGACUCCACAACCGCCGCAGUCUGCUCGUCGGCUACGAGAUCCUCCUACGAGGAUCCGACCGAGCAGAGCCCGGCGGCCCGGGAGCGGCGGCGGCUGCAGAGGCAGGACUGCAUCGACAGUAGAGAGACGGAGUGCUGAGCGCCGGCCGGUCCGUCUCGUCUGUCCUGAACGUCUCCUCUCGGUUUCUGCAGAGGAUCUAACGUUCUCCACGGUUCAACUGUGAUCACUUCCCACCAACGGAAACACUGCUGUGUCUCAGAAUCGGUCAUCCACGCUGUUCCUUCCAUGACGUGAAACUCAGACGCCUUGAAUCUGCUCUUACUGCACUUCGAGUGUUUUUAGCAUCACUGGAGAAUUUAAGUUUUUUAAUGUUUGUACUGUUGAACGUGGAUUCCUCCUCAAACCACCAGCGUGUGUUUGAAGAGGGGACGUAGUGUUAUAAGUAUUAAAUCCAUUUUAUUUGUGCAGCUUGAACGGCGCCGUCAGCUUCACUGGUGUCUGACAUCGCUCUGUAAGAGACGUGGUGCCUUUCAGCGUCGUGCCUCACCGCUCCUCCCACUUAUUUCUGAGUAGAAAUACGAAGACGAAUGCCAGCAGCUGAGCUCGAACACACACUCUGGAUCAGUGUUUAGCUUCCUGUGUCUGAGCUGUGCGCUGCGUCUCCACACUGUUACUGCUUCCUCCUUCACUGCUAUCUAGAUGCAGAGCUGUAGGUCAAGAAGGAAUAAAGACGAUUGUACAGUAAAGCUUUAUUCUGCAGGGGGAGCGUCUCGUCAGAUGUGUACAUUUCUUUCUUUGCUCUUAAUUUGUUUUGUUUUUUAAAGUUUGUUCCUGAAGUUACCCGCACAGAUCUCAAAUAAAAAAAACCCUUUAUUGUG